AUGUCCUGCCCAGACUCACCGCCAGGCCCACCUGACACUCUUUGGGGGCAGACUCUUGACAAAAGGAUGAAGUGUCCAGCGCUGUGGAUUGCAAACCAGGACAGGUCCUACCUGUUUUCUCCUGAAAAAGGAACUUGGGACCAGUGUAAAUCUUCUUGCAUUUCUGAAUAUGCCAAACUGCUCAAGAUAAAGAGAGAAGAAGAGCUGGAUUUCAUAACUGCAACAUUUUUCCAAUACACUGAAAAUCGUGGAAGUGGUGUAUACUACUACCCAUUCUGGACUGGAUUGUCAUACAACUCCAGAACAGGGAUGUGGGUCUGGGCGGACAAUUCAGCUCUCUCCUCUAGCCUGUUUGUGCUCUCAGACCCCAGUCCUCAGAAUUAUCCGGGUGGAGCUUGUGCAUAUUUGCAAGGUGAUAAAGUGAAACCUGGAGACUGUGGAGAACUUCGAUUCUGCCUUUGUGAGAAGAAGAAGGAAGCACAAGGAAAAAAAAAAGUUGAUUGA
Messenger RNA from Alligator sinensis (Chinese alligator), 504 nucleotides. RefSeq names its product oxidized low-density lipoprotein receptor 1-like. Lineage: Eukaryota; Metazoa; Chordata; Crocodylia; Alligatoridae. The coding region runs from base 1 to 504 and encodes 167 amino acids. The record is from RefSeq and is a predicted model, not a curated record. Gene Ontology annotation, biological process: cellular response to molecule of fungal origin. Gene Ontology annotation, molecular function: (1->3)-beta-D-glucan binding. The transcript is spliced from 4 exons.